Molecule: messenger RNA, 1065 nt
Organism: Mercenaria mercenaria
Lineage: Eukaryota; Metazoa; Mollusca; Bivalvia; Venerida; Veneridae
Exons: 1
Coding region: 3-713 (236 amino acids)
Source: RefSeq, a predicted model, not a curated record
UGAUGUUUGGAAGACAAGCACGACUAGUUGGUCUCCCCAAAAAGGAACCUGUAAAUUGUGAUUUGACAAAGAAAAUGUUCGAUUCGUUCAAUGAAACCAGACAAAUUUUGAAUAACGCUAUUGCUGAGUACAUAAAGAAAGCCCAAGCCAGACAAAAGGAAAACUAUGACAAAAGAAAUAGCUCCUACAAAGUAAUCUUACCUGGAUCAAGACUUCUCAUAAAGAAUGCAAACAAGAUUCGGCGGUUCGGUAGUAAACUUGCCCAAAUAUGGGUUGACCCUUACAUCAUCACUGAAACAUUGUCCAAAGGAAGAGUCAGGCUCAUGAACCAAUCAUCAAACAAAAUGCUGUCCAAUGUGUACCAUACAAGUAAUUUGAAGAUAUAUACAGCUAAAUCUAAGGCUACAGAAACUUGCCCCGAAGAGACAAACCAGCAGAUCAAGAAGCAGCCAAAAAAACGCAGCAGGUCUGUAAGACAUCGAAAAAGGUCUCUUAAAAAGCUUCGGAGUAGAAAAAAACAAACAAUGUACAGGUCCCCAUAUCAGGUUAGACACAGGUUCUCUCCCCCUUCAGAAAAGGAAAACCAAAACAUGUGUGAACUAGUACAAAUCCAGUUUUCUCAACAACCCCCAUAUCGCCCCUCUAGACUUGCCAAAAAUCCUGUAAGAGUGCAGAAUAUCAAAGGAGAUGGUAACUGCUUUUUAGAGCGAUAGCCUAUGCUAUUUCUGGCACCCAAAAGCCACAUGCUAAGGUUCGAAGUAGAAUAGUAAAACAUAUGAGCUCUCCUGAAGUUUCAAAAAAAUUGGAAGGCUAUCUAAAUGAAAAACCUGAAGUGUAUCUAAGCCACAGUAAAAUGGAACAAAAUGCUAUUUGGGCAACUGACGCAGAGAUCAUGGGUGCUUCCUCUCUUCUGCAGACAGAUAUUAUGGUAUAUGCAGCAAAUGGUUCUGACAUAAAUGGUAACAGGAAGUACAUUUGGUUGAGGUACCCUUCAACAUUUAGUUUAAACCAAAGAACAAACAAAUCAUUGUACCUUAGAAAUGAUCAUGAUCAUUUUGAUGUUGU